CCCUAAGCCCCUCCCUCCUCUUCUUAAACCAACCAAACAAACAAAAAAGAAUAAACACACAACAACCCAACCUGUCUUCUUCACAUUCAAACAAAAAUAGCAAGCUAUGUGUGAAGGAUUGAAGCGUGAUUACCAAUUGUGCGAAGAGAUCGGCCGUGGCCGCUUCGGCGUCGUCUACCGCUGCAUCUCCACCAUCUCCGGCGACUCCUUCGCCUGCAAAUCAAUCGAAAAACGCCUCCUCUCCGACUCCACCGACCUUGAAUGCCUCGAAAAAGAGCCCAAAAUCCUCCACCUCUUGUCCGGCCAUCCCAACAUUCUCCAACUUCACAAAAUCUACGAAGACGAAACCUCCCUCCACAUCAUCACCGACCUCUGCGACUCCGGCGACCUCUUCCACCGCAUCACCACUACCACAACCACCUUCUCCGAACCCGAAGCGGCCUCAAUUUUCAAACCUCUCAUCUCCGCUAUAUCGUACUGUCACCGCAUGGGGGUUUCUCAUCGAGAUAUAAAGCCGGACAACAUUAUUUUCGAUUCGCGGAACAAAUUGAAGCUCGCGGAUUUCGGAUCGGCAGAGUGGUUUGGUGGCGGCGGCGGCGGUGAGAGGCGGACGAUGAGAGGGGUGGUUGGGACGCCGUACUAUGUGGCGCCGGAGGUUUUGUAUGGGAGGGAGUAUAAUGAGAAGGUGGAUGUGUGGAGCGCCGGCGUUAUUUUGUAUAUUAUGAUCGCCGGUGUUCCGCCGUUUUACGGUGAGACUGCGGUGGAGACUUUUGAGGCGGUGAUGAGGGGGAAUUUGAGGUUUCCGGCUAGGGUUUUUAGGUCGGUGUCGUCGGAGGCGAAGGAUUUGUUGAGAAAGAUGAUAUGUAAGGAUGUUUCUAGGCGGUUAUCGGCAGAACAAGUUCUGAGACAUCCAUGGAUUAUCAAUGGAGGACAGACCCAAUCAAUGAUUGAUCUCACAUGAAAAUUUGCUUCAAAAACUAAUUGGUCCGACCUUUGAUGUACAUACACCUCCGGCGAAUUUGAAUGGAUGGUUCACAAAUCCCAUGGCUUUUCCUGGAAAAUUUAGAGCCAAAAAGAAAGAGAAAGUCCAAUGAAACUCUGCACCGUGGGAGAGUUGAGGUGUCCUCUUUUUCACCAUGUUUUGGAGAGAAUCUUGAGGAGGGAGUAUAUAUGUAAAUAUACAUGUUUGUGCUUUAUGGUGAAUAAAGGUAACUAUGUAUAUGAGAGAGAGAGAGAGAGAAAAUCAAAUCCUUUGUGUUUUUUUGUAUGAGAAAGUUGAUGGUGAAGUAGAGAGAUUAUGAAUGAUGUUUUAUUUUUGGUAAUAGUGUUUGGAGCACUACUUGUAAUUUUACAAGCAUUGAAUAAUAUCUCAAAAGAGAAGAAUCUUGAUGGAUAUUUGGAAUUA
Messenger RNA from Camellia sinensis, 1405 nucleotides. Its product is annotated as phosphoenolpyruvate carboxylase kinase 1. NCBI's taxonomy places the organism in Eukaryota, Viridiplantae, Streptophyta, Magnoliopsida, Ericales, Theaceae. Gene Ontology annotation, biological process: protein phosphorylation. Gene Ontology annotation, molecular function: protein kinase activity; ATP binding. The record is from RefSeq and is a predicted model, not a curated record.